Molecule: messenger RNA, 912 nt
Organism: Aspergillus tanneri
Lineage: Eukaryota; Fungi; Ascomycota; Eurotiomycetes; Eurotiales; Aspergillaceae
Product: putative secondary metabolism biosynthetic enzyme
Exons: 1
Coding region: 1-912 (303 amino acids)
Molecular function (GO): transferase activity
Source: RefSeq, a predicted model, not a curated record
AUGACUGUCGAAGUCGCCAACAAGUUUGACCCGGCGCAGUUCUUAACUGAUUUCAAGAAGACUGCCGAUGCCAUUGGUGCCUUCUAUUCAGAGUCCUCCAUCCGGGGAACUCUAAAGACCUUCAAGGACUGCUUUCAAGACAGUGCCGUGAUCUGGCGUACCACCAACCGAGACAAUGGUCCUGUCAAUUACAGGUUCUACCUUCGGCGGCGAUUAGACACAAUUGACAUCGCCACCAAAGCCGGGUACCUUGAGCCAGACAACCAAAUGGCACGACUGAUUACUUCCUGGAGUGCCCUCUACAAUGGACAUACCGAACAAUGGUGCGAUUUUCACCCCGAAACAGGCUUGGCCAAGACCUGGGUGAAUUUGAAAGGUCGACGACAAGUCGACGACAUCCUAAACGCGCCAGAAGUUCCAGACUCCGUCCGGGCCCAUGGGCCAACAUUCUAUCGCUUAGGCUUGAAGCUGGUGAGGUUCCUCGCCGCUGAUUACGAAGGCUCUACCAUGAACCUAUACUUCACUGCGCCGGGGCCGGUUUCCGAGACCCAGGCUGCACAGUACACUGGAUUAGCUCAAUGCAAACCUCCCACCGAGCAAGAGUUUCGAAAUAUGCAUUCAUUCUUGAACCCUCAAGGCUUUGCGUUCGCCGUCACGAUGGAGUACGAGACAAGAGCUAUCAAACGAGUGGCGUUCUAUGCCUUGAACCUCCCGGAGAAUCAGUUGCCUGCUGUGAAUGACCGGGUCCUCAAGUUUUUUGCGGAGGCACCGUCAUACGACAAGCAGCAAACGAAAAAUGUCGCGUGGUCCUUUGGGUUGGGAGAUAAUAAAUACAUGAAAGCCGAGUCAAGCUAUGUGGGGGAACUUGCUACUGUCUUGAGAGAUGUCGGCUCUCCCCUAACUUCGUUGUGA